CAUACAAACAUAUAUGUAUGUGGUGUCAGUCAUUCAACAGUCAGAAUAUGGUGUUAUUUUGUUGUACUAAUUUUUUUGCGCGCUACAUUUGCUUAACUUCUUUCCUACUACUACAGUUUGCACACACUUGCAUGGACUGUAGAAACAAGCGGUCGGUCAGGCAAAAGAAAAAAAAAGAAACACAUUGACACUGGGCACACGUGCAUGCUGCCAGUCAGUCAGCCAGCUAGCCAUAUCCAGCAAGCCGUUGUUGACUGUUGUCGUAUCGUCAUAGCCGACGUCGUCGUUGGUGUUGUGUUAUAGUCGUCGUAUAUUUGUUGAACGAAACGAUCCGAAAAAAAGGUUUAUCAAAUUUCGGUUUACAUUUCGUAUUUUAAUAUGUUGCGGGCUUUGCUAACGUAAGGAAGUAACAAACUAAAACACGAAUGACAAAAUUCGAUUCCACCAACGCGCCGCCGUCGCCAAGAAAACAAAACACGCGCCGCCGCUGCCGCCUUCAACACCACGAAUCAACGAACGAUCUUUGUCGAUAGUCAAUAUAGUAGUGUGUUUGUUGUCCAGACUGUGAAUGAGUGAUGUGUGGAGCAAAAACAAAAAAAUGAUGAUGAAGAUGAGUGAGAGUGGGUGUGAGAGUAGUUUUCUAAUGAACGAAACCAAAAUGCAUAACUCAAAUAAUAACAACAACAACAACAUAAUAAAUAAUAAUUUGAAAAGCUGUUAUUAUUACAAUAAUAAUAACCACAUUAAUAUUAAUCAAAAUGCUGUAGUGAACAACAACAGUAAUAUGUUGCCUCAACAAUUGUUGCUGCAACAGCAACAACAACAGCAGCAGCAACAACAAUUGCGUGUUAACAAUUGGGUACAAGAUACAAAUCGUAGCCAAUGUAUUACAACGCAACAACAACUAAUGCAGCAACAGCAAUUCUUGCAGCAGCAGCAGCAAUAUCAUAAUUAUCCUCAACAGCAACAACAACAACCACCUCAAAUAUCGCCAACACCAACAACGAUCUCCUUACCUCCAAUGAAUUUCUAUGCCAAUCAUCAGCAACAACAACAACGACAUCUUCAGUCACAACAACAACAACAACAACAGUCUAUACAUCAGCAUAAUCAUAAUCAACUGUCACAAUGUAUGCAACAAAAUCAACAGCCGCUACAACACCAACAACAAAAUUUAAAAAUCUUACAUCAAACCCCGAAUGCCCAGCCACAGCCACAGAUAUUAACACCCGCCCAUUCACCGGUCAGCACGAAUAUCCGCCAACCAACAGCAUCAGCAGCAUCUCAACAGCAACAACAACCACUACAUCCCCGUCUACAACAACAACAACAACAACACCAGCAAUCAGCACAGCUUGUUUCACAUACAACGCCUAUCCUGCAACAACAACAACAACAGCAGCAUCAAAAUCUUCAAAUGCUAACACAACAUCAGAGAAGGGUAAGUCUCGUAGAAAGCAUUUUGCAGAGAAACCAAUAUUAUGGUAAGUUUUUUUCUUUAAUAGUACAAAUGUCAGGGCUGCUGAGUCACACCUCGACUUCACCUUUCGGAAGAAGGGCGAGCUUCUGAAAUGCUCCGACUCAGGUGAAAGCUUUUUUUUGCCUCAAACACUGCAAGCCACCAAAACAACACAAUCACGAAAUCUCACUCCAAAAAUUUAUUUUAGAAUUUUUUCUCUUUGUAAAAUUGUUGACCUUUGACGUGUCACUUUUCCCCCCAAAACAUGG
Messenger RNA from Stomoxys calcitrans (stable fly), 1728 nucleotides. Its product is annotated as bromodomain-containing protein DDB_G0280777. The transcript has 3 exons. The record is from RefSeq and is a predicted model, not a curated record. Bases 569 to 1570 code for a protein of 333 amino acids. Lineage: Eukaryota; Metazoa; Arthropoda; Insecta; Diptera; Muscidae.